CAAAACAGUUUACAGUAAACUUCAGUCGCUCAUUGACGCUUAUUGUAAAAAGUACUCUGAGUAAAGUCUUUUUGAGAGAAAUCUUUCUUCAAAAUGAAGCUGUUGUUUAUAACAUUAUCCGCUAUACUUGGCAAUUUCGCCAUAGCUGCUGUGCUGCAGACAACUGCACAACCGCCAACCGAAACACAAAGUGUAGAGUCAAAUCUAUACUUGAAUAAAUUGCAGAGCAAGAGCCAUCUCGUUCGGGAAUUGAAGACUGAUCUACAACGUUUCAAAACUGAUAGAAAGCUAAGUGACGAAACUGAGAAGUUGAACGAUUACAGUGCAACGUAUUCGUCUAAAGUUCAAACACUUGUAUCUGGUAUACGUCCUUUAAUUCUCACAUAUCGUGAUAGUGUCGUCGAUGCUAUUUCCGGUACAUAUGAAUGGUGCAGUAGUGCAGAUAUCUUACUGGACGCAGUUCUAAAAACGUUCGUUACAAAUGACACUGAUUCGCGUUAUGAAGUUUUACAUGGUUUGUUCGAUAUAGACUUUGCUGCAGACUUGAUGAGCAAGUUGAAAAAGACAACGGACACGUUGCACAGUGCUUCAGAUUUGGUGUCAAACAUUUUAAACGAAUUUGAUUCUGAUUCAAUCGUACAAAGUCCCUUGUUUGAAGUAUUGUUGAGGCAAGAACUACUCAACGAUGAGAAUAAACGCUACAGUGGAGUUCUUAUCGACACAUUAGUCACAGCUAUGAAAAAAUUUAUAAAAAAUCCAGAGCUCUUACAACAGGAGCUUUCAUUAACCGGGCUUGCGGAUGCAGUAGGUUCACUUGUUAGUACUCAUGUCAACCAACAACAAGAACCCAGACAACUCACCAACCAACAACAAUAUGGCCAACAUCUCAACAACCAACAACAAGAACCCAGACAACUCACCAACCAACAACAAUAUGGCCAACAUCUCAACAACCAACAACAAGAACCCAGACAACUUACCAACCAACAACAAUAUGGCCAACAUCUCAACAACCAACAAAAACAAUCAACCACCGAACAAACAACUGCCGAUGCACAACUUUAUGUUCAAUAUAGAGAUCGCGUCUUGGCUCAAUUUCAAUUAACUAAAAAUUUCUUUAACGAUUAUAAACGUACUAUAGAUAGCACCAUCAGCAGCAUAGACGGGCUGGAAGCAAAGAUUUUGGGGAAGAAUCAACAAUCCUCACCAAAUAACCGUGGCGCUUCUACUAAUAAUUUAAUGAAGAAUGCUGCCAGAGCAUUGAAAACAAAUUGUAAACAAUUUACGACCUUGCGAUUGUAUGCAUAAAUUGAAAAAAUUUAUAAUUAUGAAUAUUCAGUUUUCAAAUGUAUACACAGUUUGAUGGAAAUUCAAAAUUGUUGAAUUUUUCAAAAGUAUCAAUCAAAUGUUUCUGUUUCAUAAAUAAAAUUACACAGAAUUAAAAGAUGUAUA
Messenger RNA from Bactrocera dorsalis (oriental fruit fly), 1452 nucleotides. RefSeq lists its product as uncharacterized. The coding region runs from base 94 to 1308 and encodes 404 amino acids. The record is from RefSeq and is a predicted model, not a curated record. The transcript has 2 exons. Lineage: Eukaryota; Metazoa; Arthropoda; Insecta; Diptera; Tephritidae.